AUGGCUUCAAGUGGUGUUCUUGAACGUUUAGAAAAUGUAACUAGUCGUUUGGAAAGUGUUGCUAAUAAAUUUAAUUUGGGUGCCAUUGGCAAUAGUAAUUCUCCAGCUGGUGAUAACGCCGGAUCUCAUCUUGACAAUUUACCAAUUAUUCAAGAUUAUUCAUCGUUGAUUGAUGGUUCAUUAAAACAAUGUUUACAGUUGUCAACAAGUUUGGGUGGUGAUCUAAAAGAGUUAAAUAAUCAUAUAUCAAAAUUAUUUGAUUUACAACGAAUAUUUAUUCUAUAUGCCAUACAAUGUAAAAAACCUACAAAUGAACAACAAUUUGCCGAAGCAAUUAAACCAAUGUUAAAUGAAAUACAAGCCAUACAAUCUUAUCGUGAAAAACAUCGUCAAUCACCAUUAUUUAAUCAUUUAUCGGCUAUAUCUGAAUCAAUACCGGCUCUUGGAUGGAUCACUGUUUCACCUGCACCAUAUCCAUUUAUUAAAGAAAUGGCCGAUGCUGGUCAAUUUUAUACAAAUCGUGUUUUAAAAGAGUUUAAAGAUAAAGAUGAAACACAUGUCAAUUGGGUUAAAUUAUGGCUAAAACUUUUACAAGAAUUACAACAAUAUGUUAAACAAUAUCAUACAACAGGUUUAGCAUGGGCAACACAUGGACAACAAGAAUUUAAUGCACAACAAGCAACAAGGUAA
Messenger RNA from Didymodactylos carnosus, 690 nucleotides. The record is from the annotation of a GenBank genome assembly. Lineage: Eukaryota; Metazoa; Rotifera; Eurotatoria; Philodinida; Philodinidae.